UCACCUCCUUAUAAGAUUCGUUUCCUGGGAUUUUUGAGAUUUAGUUUUCUAUUCCCAUCUCUCUUAAUUUUAAUAUCUUGCAGUUUUCGUAUUCCGUGGAUUAGAGAACAGAGUUCUGGGCUUUUGUGCCCUGUGGCUAUUGAGUUCCAUGUUCGUUUGCAAGCAAUGGAUCCCUCUACCACUCAAUCCAAUCCCUCAAUAGAAGAGCAGGAGGACGACUGGGACACUGAUGGUUUUGUGAUCCCAAGCUUGAGCAUUGGAGAUUCUGAUUCGAGCAAUCAGGCGGCACCAGAAGUAACAGAUGUUCAACUUCCUCCAAAGGUUAUAAAGGAACAGGAAAAGAUCUAUCUGGGUCCUCACGGCGCUCCACCAUCUCAAGCUAAGCAACACCAACUAGACUUGAACACUGGAGGAGGACGCAAACAGAGAUUUAAGCAGAAACUGAAUGAAGCUGAUCGCAGGUCUUCUGGUACUACUACUGGACGUGAGAAUAAGGUUGAAUACAUACGUGAUCUUGUUGGCAGCAGAAUCGGUAAUAAAACCACCACGGCUGAUGCCAUGAUGCAUCAAGCCUCGACUCGAGACUGGCUGGACCCACAUUGCCAUGAGUCUCAGUUUGAGAGGUAUUCGAAUUGAGAGUUCUUGGUUGAACUAUACUUUUAGAACUAUAUGUUUCUCCUUAUUGUAGUCGAUAAGAGCAUGCCCUUGUUAUAAUGAACCUUGGACUGCUAUUACUUCAGAGACUUGUCAAAGUACUUAUUAUUGAUGAUCUCCUCAAAUAUGAUAAGACAAUUAUAUAGGGGGCUUUCACAAAAUUCAUAUUCAAUCUUUUAUCUGUUUGAAAAAGUGUUAUAUA
This is a messenger RNA of Asparagus officinalis (garden asparagus), 856 nucleotides long. RefSeq lists its product as uncharacterized. The transcript has 3 exons. Lineage: Eukaryota; Viridiplantae; Streptophyta; Magnoliopsida; Asparagales; Asparagaceae. The record is from RefSeq and is a predicted model, not a curated record. The coding region runs from base 166 to 636 and encodes 156 amino acids.